This is a messenger RNA of Amblyraja radiata (thorny skate), 4821 nucleotides long. Its product is annotated as solute carrier organic anion transporter family member 4C1-like. Lineage: Eukaryota; Metazoa; Chordata; Chondrichthyes; Rajiformes; Rajidae. Gene Ontology annotation, molecular function: protein binding. Gene Ontology annotation, biological process: sodium-independent organic anion transport; transmembrane transport. The transcript is spliced from 13 exons. The record is from RefSeq and is a predicted model, not a curated record. Gene Ontology annotation, cellular component: basolateral plasma membrane. Bases 835 to 2844 code for a protein of 669 amino acids.
GAGCUCAACACUCCCUGUGACUGACUCCCUGCACCUCUGUAAAUUUCGCAAUUCAGUGGAUUAUUAUUAUGUUUCCGAGAUAAUAAAUCUUUUAAAUAGAUCAUGUUGUACAUAUGUACAAAUUUUAUUUUUUGUAACUUUCCCUGUUGUUUUGCCGAGCCUGUACCUACUGCUCUCUAAUACACGGCAGCAUUAAUCCCAGCAGACGAUUUUCUUCAUUUGGCUAUACUGGUCAAUUUCAAAUGUAAGAAGCUCUUUCAGACCCGAAUAGGUUGGACAACUGACAACUCUUCAAGGAAACAGCAGAGAAUGAACUUCCUGCUUUUGUACAAAUUUAAAUUAGCAAUGCAAGAACUUAAACCCAGAAUUUAAUAUUACGUCUGAAUGUCAGGACUUAAUUGUUUGAAAUUGGAUAUACAGUGAACAGUUAAUUGGAAGUAUGUCUCCCCUGUACAACAAUUUGCAAAACAGAAACUGUUGGCAUGUACAUUAAUCAGAUGAUUAAACGGCAGUAUCUGUUUACUGAUUGGGUUAACUAAGUGCUUUUGCUCCACCUCUAGUUAAUGCAAAUACAAUUUUACAUAUCACUUCAGGGCGGAGAUGUACUGAGUUUGCAACGAGAUGGAUUACAAAUAACCUAACUUGUACGCCAGGUAGAAUUUUCUGUCUUCAGCAGCAGAUCUGGAAUUUACUGUUAACGUCAAGAAGCUCCUGAAAUAGGCAUCAAACAAUACAACUGGAGUACUUUAUGUGAGAGAACUUUAGGAUGUAUAAUUUGUUCACUGAAUUCUGACUGCUGUGUUUUUUUUUAAACUGCUUGACAAUAUAGUUUUAAUGAAAUCUAGUAAGAAAAUGGUUACAGGCAGGGAUAACCCAACGUUCGAAUUUACUGAAGAUCCAACUCGGCACCAAAAGUCAACAACUGACGCCGAAUCCAUUCAAGAAAGCGCAAAAUCAACUGAAGAAUUUGAGGAAGGACCAUGUGGCUGGGGAACAUUUACCUCAGAUUGCAUUCAACGAUGUAACAACCCAAAAGGAUAUUUAUUAUGUUACAGUCUGCUAGCUGUUGUUCAAGGUGCUCUGGUGAAUGGCCUAGUCAAUGUCAACCUCUCCACGAUCGAAAAGCGAUACAACUUGUCCAGCUCCUACGCAGGAUUGAUUUCUACUGGCUAUGAUAUCUCCUUCUGCGCCUUAUGUCUCUUUAUCUCGUAUUAUGGACAAAAGGGACACAAACCACGGUGGUUGGCCUUUUCAGCUUUUAUGCUUGGAUUGGGAUCUUUAGUGUUUAGUCUUCCGCAUUUCAGUAGUGGCCUCUAUAAUCAUGGUGCUCAAGUGAGAGAUAUCUGUAGAUUUUCCAAUGGCAAUUCCACCGGAGAAGACUGCAAUACCUCUAAAGCAUCCAAUUUUCUGUUUCUGUUUCUUCUGGGACAAUUGUUGCAUGGAGUUGGAGGAACCCCUUUGUACACACUGGGAACAGCUUACAUCGAUGACAGUGUUCCGAAUGAUAAAACUUCCCUUUAUAUCGGUAUUGGAAGUGGCAUGUCAGUUCUGGGCCCAGCCUUUGGAUAUACUUUAGGUGGUCAGAUACUGGACAUCUAUAUUGAUUUCGAUCAUGUUUCCAAUGUUGAAUUAGAAUCAGAUGAUUCUCGAUGGCUUGGUGCUUGGUGGAUUGGGUUUAUUGUGUGUUGGAUACUUUCCUGGUGUAUGAUUAUACCUCUGACUUGCUUCCCAAAACAUCUACCAGGCACAGAAAAAGUACAACGUGAAAAGGUUUCUGAGGCCCACAGUAAUGUAGCUUCAUUAAUUUUAAUAAGCGGACAUUUUGGAAAAGGUUUUAAGGACUUCAUCACGGUAUUGAUGAAAAUGUUGAACAAUUCGGUUUUCAUGUGCUUAGUUGUAGCAAGCUGCACUGAAGGUCUAGUGAUCACAGGCUUUGUGACAUUUUUACCAAAAUUCAUUGAAAAUCAGUUUAGCCAAACUGCUAGCCUAGCAGCAAUCGUUGGAGGAGCAACACUUAUUCCUGGAGCAUUUAUUGGUCAGAUUUCCAGUGGGAUCAUUAUAUCCAAGCUGAAAUUCCUUUGUGGAAGUAUGAUUAAGAUGGCUAUAGCCACAACUGUCAUAUCACUGCUCUUCGCAUCUGUUUUCAUUUUUAGUUCUUGUGUAAAUAAUCCAUUUGCCGGAGUCAACCAGAACUAUUAUCCCAACAAGACGACAGGGCACAUUAAACUUGAGGCACCCUGUAAUGCUGGCUGUCACUGUCACCAUGUCUUUAAUCCAAUCUGUGGUGUCGAUCACGUCCAAUAUUUUUCUGGAUGCUAUGCCGGUUGUAUGAAUACAACGAUAAAAGAUAAUCGUCAUAUUUAUGAGGGCUGUUCUUGUAUCCCCCAAAAUAACCUUGGUUUUGAUGCAAAUGGAGGGAAAUGUGAUGCUACAUGUAAUCACAUGCCCAUGUUUUUGGGAUUAUUUUUGUUCACUGUUGUUUUUACAUUCAUGACAAGCACGGCAAUUACAACGGCAGUUCUCAGGUGUGUUCCAAGUAGCCAACGCUCGUUUUCAUUAGGAAUUAAUUGGGUCUUUGUACGGCUCCUAGGUGCCAUUCCAGGACCGAUUAUUUUUGGUACAGUGAUUGAUAAAUCCUGUGUCCUAUGGAAUGAAGAUGAUUGUGGCAAUCGGGGUGCAUGCUGGACCUAUGACAACCCAAAAAUGGCUCUCUUAUUCAUAGCAAUUGGUACAACUUGCAAAGUGAUCACCAUUAUCGCACUUGCUGCAGCUCAUUUCCUAUAUAAACCUCCAACAGGAGUUACAACUAUUUCACAUGUGUCUAACAGGCUGAACUCAAGAUGAGGAUUUGAGGACAACCAAAAUAUUGCUUUGAUUGAUUAAUGAAUUGUGAUGACUGAACCAAUAAGUCUGCGCAAAAAUGAAUAUAAAACAACUUUGUAUGAGAAACUAAAUGACUGUAUAUUUUAAAUAUAUAACAAAUUUCCACAUUUAAUGCCCUGCACAGGAAAAUGUAUCUUUACCACAAGCAAAUAUAUUGAUUUAUGAUGUUCCUUGGAUCAAUUAUUUACAUCUGAUUGAGAGCCAAGGUUUAUUAAAUCUUGUUGACAUUGUAUUUUUUUGGUUAAACACAAAAACUGCAUGUAAAAAAAAGUCUGCAUUUUGCUUUAUAGAAUAGAAAAGCAUGGGGAAUACUGAUAUUGUGCUAUCGGUAAGCUUGGAGAAGUCCUAUUGAUGGUUUUUGUAGAAUGGGUGACAUAUAGCCUCUGCCAAAAAUAACAUUUAAAAAAUAUCUCCAUAUGGAAUAAUCAUGAGUCCUUCAACAACUUAAAAGUACAACACUAGAACAAAUUGACAUUGUAUUUUAAUGCUUACAUCUUCUCUGUGUAUCAGCAUGACUUCACAUCAUCUUUGACUUGACUUCUGCAGGAAAAUGCAAAAUUUGAAAGCAAUUUAAUUAAUUGUUUCCAACAUCCCACACAUUUAAUAACACAAGUUUAAUUACCACUUCUUGGAUUACUUUACCUAAUAUUCUCCUGUACAAUUUUUAACCUUUGCUGUGCUUUGUGCUAUACGUCAUGAACUUGUACGCAAGCAGACCAAAGAAUUUCUGAACUUCAGAAUCUCAAGCUGUGUUCAAUUGAUUUUAUGAAUAGUAUCAAACCCGAUGAGUUGGAUGUGGGAGAAUGCAAGAAAAAUUGCCCCAACCGUUGCAUUGUCUUCAUGACAAGUGCGCAUGUAUGUGUGUUUUUAAGAGGUUCUCCCAACUCUGUUGUAUCCUCACACAUGGGAAAGAGGUGUUUGGUAAGGUACUGCAGAGCUACCACUGCUUCUCCAGUGAUACAUGGGCAUAAGGUAAUUGUUUUCCUCAAAAAGAUGAAAGAAAGAAAAACAAAUAAAUACAUUUAUUAGAUCCUGCUACAAGCUCAGUAAUAUAGAAACUGAAUUAAUCAAUGGAAUGUUGUUUUGUAGGUUUAAUUUGCCCAUCCUGUUGAGCAUUUGAGCUCAGGCAUGUUUCUCAUGCAGAAACAUCAGUCAUACAAUCCUAACCUAGGCAGAAGACAGAAACUGGACAAAAUAAUUGUUGCUUAUCUCCCAUAAAUCUACAAUGAACUAAAUAAAAGUUGUAUGAGUGAAAAGUCUGGGAGCAGAUUAGUGUCCUGUCCUCUCCGUUACAGUUGAUUAAGAUUGAAAGGAAGUACAUCCAAAAUUCCAUCAUUCUUCGCCAUGAGGAACUAACUUUAAUUGAGAUGGCCAACUUUACCCAUCUAUGGAAUGUUACCAAGUCCAAAGCCAACCUGUAAGAGAAGGUAUACUUGUGCCACAUGAGUUUGCUUUUAUGAAACUAUCAAAUUAAGUAAAUCAAACUAGCAGACAUUUAAUAGUGAAAUUAGGUCCGUACUUUUAAUUGCCUAAAUGCCGGUGUUAAACCUCCACAACAUAUUGGGGGAAAAUGUUAUCUUUUAUAGCUAAAGCUGCUAAGCAUUAAGCCUCAGCAUGAGAGUGCCUACCGUACUCACCGCACACAUUUUAUUCAUUUACUUCAAUCUAACCAAAUGUGCAGAGAAUAGAACACAACCAGCAGUUGAUAGUCUACAGCAUUUAGCUCAAGACACCAAAUAUGUAUUCAGUUCAUAUGUGGAAAAGCCUUUGGUCGUUAGCAUGGAGCAUUCUUGGUCAUCGAAUGCUGUUAUACAUGAAUAUAUUGAAGCACUUUGCAAAACUGUUCCAUUGGAGUUAUCACUAAUCAUUUGUGUUUUCUUUUCCAUGUAUUCAUAAAUUGAAAAUAGAACGCAUGCACAAGUCUGUAAAUAUACAAAA